AAUCAAAGCUCUUCAUAACUCUCACUCAAGCUAGCUAUAUAUCCUUCCCUGCCUCUUUUAACUACUCUCAGUCUCAGUCUCUCUCUCUUAAAUUUCUACAAGUUGAAUUGUUUGAUUUUCUUUAAAUUUAGUCUGGUAAUUAAAAUGUACUCGCAACAGCAGCAGCAGCAGCAGCAAGAGGAUAUGAAGAUGAUGGAAAUAAAUGGUGGGAAAAUGGGUAGUAGUAAUAACAGCAAUCAGUACCUUUGUAGGGAAAGUAGCACAAGGUGGACACCUACAAGUGAGCAAAUUACCCUUCUUAAGGAGCUUUACUACAUAAAUGGUGUUCGAUCUCCAACUGCUGAUCAGAUUCAGACCAUUUGUGCUCGAUUAAUCCGGUACGGUAAGAUCGAAGGCAAGAAUGUGUUUUACUGGUUUCAGAAUCAUAAGGCUAGGGAGAGACAGAAGAAAAGGCUUACCCCUAACUCUGGAUCACCUACUACAACAACUAACACUCUUCCUACUACUAUUACUGCUACUUCAACUACAACUAUUCCUCAAUUCCAUAAUAAUUUCGUCAACAAUGUAACUCUUCAACCUACCAUUAAUAAUCCUGUUGCAGGGAUUCCUUGCUCAAGUUCAUCAGCUGGGCAUGCGAAUGCGAUUUCCGGUGACGGGCAGUUUGUUGAGAGUUUUGGUUAUGGAGGUGUUACAAUGCAGAAUACAUUUAGGGAGUGUUCAAUAUCUGGAGGAGAAGUUAUUAAUGGAGGAUAUGAUGUGAGACAAUGGAAUGCAGUUGAAACUAAUUACUCAAAAUUGUUGGACAAGAUAUCAACAUUGGACGAAUAUCCUUACACUGACCAAGAUCACAAUAACGAGAUAGAGACCCUUCCUCUCUUCCCUAUGCACAAUCAAGAGCACGACAACGUGUACGAUCAAGAUCAAGAUCAAGACUUGUAUACCAUUAAGCCUCCAUCAGACGGCUACUACACUACCGGGUACCGAUGGUUCAAUGGUAGUGGUGGAAAUACAUCCCUUGAGCUUAGCCUAAACUCCUAUGGCAGCUAUGCCUACUAUUCUCCAAGUAUCUAGAUCGAUCAGAUUAAUUACUACUGUAAUAUAUUAUUCAAGUGUUCUAUGUCCUUGACUGAUUAAAAUCUUAAUUAGCUACUAUUAUUGUAAGUUUUAGUUAGUCUCAUUAAAAUCAUAAUCACUAUAUCAUUGGAUCCAAGUGAGUAUAAUUCUAGUAUUAUUUAUGGUGUUGAGUAAUUUUAUUAGUGAGU
Molecule: messenger RNA, 1262 nt
Organism: Spinacia oleracea (spinach)
Lineage: Eukaryota; Viridiplantae; Streptophyta; Magnoliopsida; Caryophyllales; Amaranthaceae
Product: protein WUSCHEL-like
Exons: 3
Coding region: 145-1071 (308 amino acids)
Biological process (GO): plant organ development
Molecular function (GO): DNA-binding transcription factor activity; DNA binding
Source: RefSeq, a predicted model, not a curated record